Molecule: messenger RNA, 549 nt
Organism: Striga hermonthica
Lineage: Eukaryota; Viridiplantae; Streptophyta; Magnoliopsida; Lamiales; Orobanchaceae
Source: the annotation of a GenBank genome assembly
AUGGACCCAAUAUCCCUGGAGAUGAACAUGAAGAUGAACUCCCCCAACAGUACCGAGACAAGCAGCGCCCCCUCGGGCGCCGCAGGCUCGUCUUCCUCCUCCGGGACGAUCCUGAGCCGGUACGAGAACCAGAAGCGGCGGGACUGGAACACGUUCGGGCAGUACCUCCAGAACCACAGGCCGCCGCUGUCCCUGGGUCGGUGCAGCGGGGCCCACGUGCUGGAGUUCCUGCGGUACCUCGACCAGUUCGGGAAGACCAAAGUCCACAACCCGCUCUGCACCUUCUUCGGGCACCCGAACCCGCCCGCCCCCUGCCCCUGCCCGCUCCGCCAGGCCUGGGGCAGCCUCGACGCCCUCGUCGGCCGCCUCCGCGCAGCCUACGAGGAGAACGGCGGCCGCCCCGAGGCCAACCCGUUCGGGGCAAGCGCCGUCCGCCUAUACCUCCGGGAGAUCCGAGACUCCCAGUCCAAGGCGAGGGGUGUCAGCUAUGAGAAGAAGAAGCGCAAGAGGCCGCCGUCGGUCGCCACUGCCUUGCCGCCGUCAGGUUGA